Messenger RNA from Halichondria panicea, 2097 nucleotides. Its product is annotated as trichohyalin-like. Bases 154 to 1851 code for a protein of 565 amino acids. NCBI's taxonomy places the organism in Eukaryota, Metazoa, Porifera, Demospongiae, Suberitida, Halichondriidae. The transcript is spliced from 13 exons. The record is from RefSeq and is a predicted model, not a curated record.
CACGCCCAUACAGAUAAUGGCUUCUGCACACAGCUAAUUAACUAGCUAGCAUAUUUAAGUGUUGGCUCAUACAUCUUAUAUACAUGUAGAUAAAGUAAAACUGAACUCUGAGAUCGAGAGAAUUAUAUUGUCGGAGCUACUUCUAUACACAGCAUGGCUCUAGUAGAAGAAGACUUGCCUGGAGUAAACAAAGUGAGGUCAGACUUCCAAGUGCGUGAGGAUGAGUCCUUGGCCCAUCGUCUCCAGGAGGAGGAAUUUGACGACCACUACAACUCAAAUGUGCAGGUGCGUCGCACUGCGAGGGUGGAUGCCAAUGUAGCCAUUGGCAUGCAAAAGGCAGAAGUGGACCGGUUUAAAGCUGAGGAGCAGAUCAGGAGGAGAGAGCUUGAGGAAAAAGAAGAGCGAGACAAGGAGCACGCUGCACAGCUGGCACGAAAGAUAAAGGAGGAGGAAGAGGUACACAGAGCCAUGAAGAUGCAAGAUGAAAUUAUGGCCAAGAAACUUUUCGAACAGGAACAAGAAACGGUUAUUAAGCGCAAACGUCAGGAACAAGAAGACAGUCGAUUUGCCAGACAGUCGUCUCUCCAUGAGGAGCAGUCGAUCCGAGAGCGUCGCCAAAAGGAGCUUCAACUCUCUGAACAAGAGGCCCGACGAUUGGAAAUGGAAGAAGGACAUAAGUUGGAGAGGAAGCGACGUGACCAGAGUCUCUCAGAGACAGAAGCACGAAGACUGUAUGAGCUGCAGAAACAAGCUCUUGAGCGCAAGAAGAGAGAGCAGUCACUGUCAGAGGAUGAAGUUAGGAGGAUGAGGCAACUGGAGCUGGGAGCUAAGGGAGCAAGCAGCCCUCACCGUGGAAGCCCAUCUCAAGGUGGACCAGCAUCCCUCCCUCCUGGAGGUAGCCAACGUGCUUCCCAGAGAGGAAAUCCCUCAGCAUCACUGCCUCCCGGAGCUUUGUCCAAUGCUACUAGGCAUCACAAAGAAUCAGUUGACUAUGUUGGAUCUCCUAGUUCAAGUAUCGGAGCCUCCUCUGUUCCUGGUGGGGAGGACUUUCAAUUGCCGUCCUAUGAUGAUCUCGUUGGAGGCAAUCACGAUGAUGAAGAAGAAGAGCAUGUAAUGGAUGAGAAUGAGCGAAUAGCCUUGCAAGAGGCAGAGGAUGAAAGAAUGGCUCGUCAGCUGGCACAUGGAGUCGAUGGUGCAGAGCGGGAGAGAAGGGAGCGUGAAGAUAUGGAGUUUGCCAGGAAGUUGCUUGAACAGGAAUCCAAGGGGAAACAAAAGACGCAGUCUCCACAUCACCAGGAUGAUGUGGAGCUGGCUCGGCGGUUGCAGCAACAGGAGGUGGCAUCCAGACAAAAGAUGAAGCAGCAGAGGGCACAGUCAUUGGACCAACCAGCACCCACCUUGCCUGGAGAGGAUGCUGCCAGUCUGGAGCUGGCCAGACGUCUACAGAGAGAAGAAGUUAUGAGACACCGUCAGUUGAAGCAACAGAAGCUAGCCCAACAGAGAGUGAUGAGUGAAGCUGAGGCUCAAAAGAGACAUACACCUCCUAUGGAGCCCACAAGACAGCAGCAGACAUUCCCGCAGCCGUCCAGAUCCCAGCAACCUAAAGAGACCAAACCACCCCCUAAACAAGUCCAGUACUCCUCACAGACUGCUCGGUCAUCAGCUACCCAGUCACCUGUGCACACACAAGGGCCACCUCAAGCUGGGAACCCAGAACAGAGUGUGCUGACUGCAUACCAGCCGGCCAUGACAGGCUAUCAGGUUCCUCUGGCCUCUCAUACAGGAUCAGUAAUACCUCAAGCAAGACCCUCUUACAAGAGAGAUCCUGGCAAGAAGAAGGGAAAAAAGUAAUUGACAAACUAAUUGUGCAUGGCUGCUCGUUUUCCCUGUCUUCCCCAAAACUCUUAUUUUUAUGACAAUAAGUAAAAAAGAGUUUUAGUAAUGCUCUGCUUCUGUACAUAAAGUACUUGUAUGUUUAUAUAUACUGUGUGAAUGUCAAGCAUGCAUAAUUGUUUGGCUGUAUUUCCAGGAGUACACUCCUGGUAUUCGUAAAUUGGUUUGUAUGAAUAACGCUCAUUGUAUUCUUCACAUAACUUC